Messenger RNA from Fusarium odoratissimum NRRL 54006, 1654 nucleotides. Its product is annotated as small nuclear ribonucleoprotein D1. The transcript has 3 exons. Gene Ontology annotation, cellular component: precatalytic spliceosome; U12-type spliceosomal complex; U5 snRNP. NCBI's taxonomy places the organism in Eukaryota, Fungi, Ascomycota, Sordariomycetes, Hypocreales, Nectriaceae. Gene Ontology annotation, molecular function: RNA binding. Gene Ontology annotation, biological process: spliceosomal snRNP assembly; RNA processing. The record is from RefSeq and is a predicted model, not a curated record. Bases 194 to 544 code for a protein of 116 amino acids.
AUUCAAGCGGCCUUGCUCGAUAGCCAGCCUCUCAGCCUCACGCCAAAUCGAUCCCACGACGACGCGCCUAAAAACCGCCGACUUCACCCCCGAUCAAUUAUACAGCAGUUUAAGCGCCUAAACCCUCUCAAAUAGCCAACAUGAAGCUGGUUCGUUUGAGCUUCCGUACUGACUUGGCACGACUAGUUUUCUUAUGAAAUGCGCCAACGAAACGGUGACAAUUGAGUUGAAAAAUGGAACCAUUGUUCAUGGCACUAUUUCCUCAGUCUCUCCCCAGAUGAACACCGCCCUCCGCACCGUCAAGAUGACCAUCAAGGGGCAGGAGCCCAUCUCCCUCGAGACCAUGAAUAUUCGAGGUUCUACAAUCCGAUAUUUCAUCCUGCCCGACUCUUUACCCCUCGACACACUGCUUAUCGACGACGCACCUAAGCCCAAGAACAAGGCACGAAAGGAGGCCGAGCGGGGCGGACGGGGAGGACGAGGCAGAGGCGGUCCCAGGGGACGCGGGCGUGGUGGAGGCCGCGGUCGCGGAGGACGGCCUUAGAGUGGACGGCCCUAAACGAGAAGGUCACGGGAAGAUUUAGGAGAAACGACAAGAUAGGGAAAGGAUGGAAGCGCACAUGCGCGUCGUUAAUGUGGAGUGACCACGUUAUCGCGAAGAUAUCACAUUCAAAUGGAACCUGGCGUUCGGGUUGUUUGGCCAUUAAAACUGUAUGAACCCGCUUGGGGUGGGUAUCGCUUUUCUUGUUGUGGAAAGAUAUCUGAAUAUAUGCUCUCACACGCCCCAAUUCCAUUGCAACAUCUUUUUUUAUUCUACGGCUUUUGAAUAGUCUCGCCAUAUCCGUACGAUCUGCAGCUUUUCCCAUCCGGCCUGUUUGCCGCUGUUCCCAACAGUUCGAGCCCGCCAUUCAGGCCCAAACCCCUCGAUGCGACUCUUGACUUGAUCUGGCUUAUUUUGAGCGCAUAGGAGGAGGUAGGCACAACCGCGUCGGGACAGGGUUUGGGGUAGUGCCUCGAUCAGUCUAUCUGUUGUCUCCAUACCAUCUAAGCCGCCUGCGUAAGAUAAGGCCAGCAGAUACGAAUCGUCGUCAAAUGAAGGCUUUGUGCUGACUGCAAGGUCGUCUGCGGUAAACGAAUCUGGUCUGGCAGGCAUCUCAGGGGUGGGCACAUAUGGCGGGUUGAAAAUGAGGACGUCAAUGGUGCCCUCGCGCCAUGGGGUUGUGAGAUCUCCCAUGCACGAGCCCAGAUAGAAUGCAUGUGAGUCGGGGUUGUCAGAAGCUGCCUUUGCAACUGUCCCGACUGUAGCCCGACACGCAAAGGCGUUCAUGUCAACUCCCGCAGUAAGGACCUCGCGCGUGCCAAAAAGCUUUUGCGCAUGUGCGUGGACAAAAGCGAGGACGACGCCUGAGCCUGUGCCGACCUCCACCACGAGAGGCGCUAUAUCGGGAAAAGCCUUUUGGAGAUACUCGGUCUCUGCAGCAGAUGAGAGCGUGUCCAAGAGGAGGUAUGAGUCCUCGGCAGGUUCGUAGACUCGCUCGUAUGGGACGUGCGAAGUGUCUGGUGUUGGUAGCAUGAUGUAUGCCUGUCAAUGUGAAAAUACGUUGUGGUUGUGGUGAGGCUUCAUGGUUAGAUUAUAGAUAGAAAACUUGUGAUG